AUGACGAGUCACUUAACGCGCAUGCAAUAUGAACAACAAAGGCUGAAUAGUUUGGGUAGAACCGGUAGCUCUUCCUCAUUACGUUCCAGUGAUCCUAUACGUGUUCCAACAACUACUUCAAUCCGUCCUGUAAAUCAGUCCAUGAAUCAAGAACCUACAGGAUCUGUUGUUUCAGGAUCUUAUAUAUCAUCUAAAUCCAGAUCACAAAUUGGUUCAGUUGGAAACGUUUACCAAAAUAUAAUAAAGAGUACAAGGCAAAUGGAUCCAUGCGUUUAUAUGUCAUCAAACAUGCAAACUGUCGAAAAUGGAUCGACUGUUUUGACUAAUAACAAUAGUAGAACUGGUAGCAUUUCAGGUUAUCAGCCAUCGGUAUUAUUAGCAAAGUCAACUCAAGGUACUCGUUCGCUCUACGCUCCUAGUCAUUUUAGAAUGUCGAGAAGCUUAAAAGCUUCCAAAGCUUCUCUGGCAACAUAUAAGAGUGGUAGAACAACAAUACAAGCUGAACAUCAUGAUCGUAAAGUCCAAAGAGAAAUAAAUUCAGUUAAGUUUGGUCGAGCAAAAAAACUAUAUUGGAUUGCAGUUGGAUUUUAUAUAAUGUUCUUACUGGUACUAUUCAUCGGUCUACUUAUCACAUGUUUACGGCAUGUUUACAUGAAUAUAAUCUUGUCAUUAGAUAUUGGUGAAUUAACUGGUCCUUUACUAAUUGCGUGUUCAUUUUUAUUCUUUGGUGCUGGAAUGAAAUUUUACUACGAUGCCUAUCGACUUGGCUCUGAAGAACGUAAACUCAUUAAGUAUAAAGCAGCUAGUCCAUCUACAGUAGCUGUAACCACUGUUGACCAACGAGUGACAGAUGGAGACGAAAAACUUGUCAGUGGACAAACAUCGAAAAAUGCUUUAAGUCGUGCUCCAAUCGGCUCAAGAACAACAUUAAUUAUGCCUUAA
Schistosoma intercalatum is the source of this 942-nucleotide messenger RNA. Lineage: Eukaryota; Metazoa; Platyhelminthes; Trematoda; Strigeidida; Schistosomatidae. The record is from the annotation of a GenBank genome assembly.